Messenger RNA from Toxorhynchites rutilus septentrionalis, 26580 nucleotides. RefSeq names its product neurobeachin (gene rg). Gene Ontology annotation, molecular function: protein kinase binding. The transcript has 24 exons. The coding region runs from base 814 to 10890 and encodes 3358 amino acids. NCBI's taxonomy places the organism in Eukaryota, Metazoa, Arthropoda, Insecta, Diptera, Culicidae. The record is from RefSeq and is a predicted model, not a curated record. Gene Ontology annotation, cellular component: membrane; cytosol. Gene Ontology annotation, biological process: intracellular protein localization.
AAUCGAUGAUUUUGCUCGCGUCGAUUCAUUGCUACGGGUGUCUCGUGUCCGUGUCGCUCUCGUUUUGUCCGCGUUCCAAUUCGGGAUUUGAAAGCAAAAUUCUUAUCGGGUUCAAAUUUGCUGGAAGAAGUCGUUGAAGUUUUGAGACCGGAAGUGGAAGCGACUGGAUUUACCGGAACACGGUAUCCACUUUGGUUCUUUGGUUUUGAAAUCGUAGCGAGCUGCGUUUUUUUUUCCAUUCUACUGUUCUCUUCUGGUGUGUGAUGCUUUUACGUGUCUCCGUGUGCGUGUGUGAAAAAAUGUGAAUCAUUUUCUCACCGGAGGCGCAGGAGUUUCGUGGUGCUGCAAAAAUCCGUGCCGUAAUGAAGAAGAAAAAAGUAACCGAAUGAGCCCUACAGGAUCCCCCAGGAGGUCCACCUGUGUGGAAGCGCUCGAAGAUAGGCUUGAAGAAAAAAUAUUGUGUGCUACGUGAGGGCGAAGCGAAAAUUCCGUGCGAAGAAAGUACACGGAGAAGAAGGAUUUCGGUGUUAUCUUUCGAUUUGUUCUGUUCUGAGGGAGAGGUAGCGAAAUAAAAUCGAAGCAAACGGGGGAUUUCUCCGCUGGUUGGCAAGCAACCCUUCUUGCCUCUGGUCUGCGUAUUUUGCGAGCAGACGGAGAGGAAACGCAAGGUGCAAGUGUUUACAUUCAUGUGACAACUUCUGAAAGUGCGAGUCGAGCGAACGGAAAAGGAUUCUAUUGUUCCCUUCACUGAAAAAACACGUUAUUUUCGGAAGUAACCAGCGGAAAGUGAUACCGGCGAAGCUGGCAGUCAGAAUGGCGGACCUUACGAGGCCGCCCUAUAGCGACAUCAAACGGCCGGAGGAGGUGGUGAAGAUGUCGAUGACGGACAAUCUCAAGUUCGCCGUCCUGAUCGGACUCAUCGAGGUCGGCCAGGUCUCGAACCGGGAGGUGGUCAACACCGUCCUUCAUUUGCUCGUGGGCGGCGAGUUCGACAUGGAGCUGAACUUUGUCGUCCAGGAUGCCCAGAACGUGAAACACAUGCUCGAGCUGCUGGACCACUGUCCGGCGAACCUCCAGGCCGAGGUGUGGAGCGUUUUCAUCGCCAUCCUGAAGAAGAGCGUCCGCAAUCUGCAGGCCUGCACCGAGAUUGGACUGAUCGAGCAUGUCCUGGCGAGGCUGCAGCGAGCGGAGCCCAUCGUUGCCGAUCUACUCAUCGAAAUGUUGGGAGUGCUCGCUAGCUACAGUAUCACAGUGAAAGAGCUGAAGCUACUGUUCGGUGCGAUGAAAGCCAUCAGCGGUAAGUGGCCGCGACAUUCGGCCAAAUUGCUCAACGUUCUCAAACAGAUGCCCCACCGGAACGGGCCGGAUGUGUUCUUCAGCUUCCCCGGACGGAAGGGUUCGGCUGUCGUAUUACCGCCACUUGCGAAGUGGCCCUAUGAGAACGGAUUCACCUUCACCACCUGGUUUCGGUUGGAUCCCAUCAACUCGGUCAAUAUCGAACGAGAGAAGCCUUAUCUGUACUGCUUCAAAACGUCCAAGGGUGUCGGUUACACGGCCCACUUCGUUGGCAACUGCCUGGUGCUGACCUCGAUGAAGGUGAAGGGCAAAGGUUUCCAGCACUGUGUCAAGUACGAGUUCCAGCCGCGCAAGUGGUACAUGAUUGCCAUCGUCUACAUCUACAACCGAUGGACCAAGAGUGAGAUCAAGUGCCUGGUCAACGGUCAGCUCGCCUCCAGCACGGAGAUGGCCUGGUUCGUCUCGACGAAUGAUCCAUUCGACAAGUGCUACAUUGGUGCCACACCGGAGCUGGACGAGGAGCGUGUGUUCUGCGGCCAGAUGGCCGCCAUCUACCUUUUCAGCGAGGCGCUGACAACGCAACAAAUUUGCGCCAUGCAUCGGCUCGGUCCCGGCUACAAGUCCCAGUUCCGGUUCGACAACGAGUGCUACCUGAAUCUGCCGGACAACCACAAGCGGGUGAGUCACGAGUCCUCGCUUGGAUCGCCCGCGGCCGGAGGUUCGUCCUCCCUAUCGCCGACGCCACCAGCUCCGAUCGAAUCCAACAUCCAUCGGAAUCUGGCCGCCGCCAGUGCCGCCGCCGCUAGUUCUAGUAGUUCCUCCUCAUCCUCUAGCAGUACUCCUAGUUCGGCGAUCGUUGCAGCGGGGGCGGGCGGUUCGGCUGGGAUGGGCCCGGCGGGACAUUCCAGCGGAACGGCCGCCACCGGCGGGGCGCUCGAUGCUUCCGGCGAACAGUUUAAUUUUGCAUCUGUUCUGUACGAUGGCAAGCUGUCGAGUGCAAUCGUCUUCAUGUACAAUCCCGUCGCCACCGAUGGCCAGCUGUGUCUACAAUCAGCCCCCAAGGGUAACCUGUCCUACUUUGUGCACACGCCCCACUCGCUGAUGCUACAGGACGUGAAAGCGGUAGUCACCCACUCGAUUCACUGCACGCUCAAUUCGAUCGGUGGCAUUCAGGUGCUAUUCCCGCUGUUCUCCCAGCUGGACAUGCCAUACGAGGGGACCGACGUCAAGAAGGAUCCGACGCUUUGCGCAAAGCUGCUCGGAUUCAUCUGCGAGUUGGUGGAAAGCUCACAAACGGUGCAGCAGCACAUGAUUCAGAAUCGCGGCUUCCUGGUCAUUUCAUUCAUGCUGCAGCGUUCCUCUCGCGAUCAUCUCACGUCGGAGGUGCUGGGCUCGUUUCUGAGCCUCACGAAAUACCUGGUCACCUGUCUGUCGGCCAACUCGGAUCUUCUGCUGAAACAGCUCUUCUGUUUCUCUUUCCUCACCUGGCAGUUACUAGACCACGUGCUGUUCAACCCCUCGCUGUGGAUCUACACCCCGGCGACGGUACAGGCCCGGCUGUACGCCUACCUGGCGACGGAGUUUCUCAGCGACACCCAGAUCUACAGCAACGUGCGGCGGGUCAGUACCGUGUUGCAGACGGUACACACGCUAAAGUUCUACUACUGGGUGGUUAAUCCCCGGGCCAAAUCCGGCAUCACGCCAAAAGGGCUCGAUGGACCACGACCGGCCCAGAAGGACAUCCUCGCGAUCCGGGCCUACAUACUGCUGUUCCUGAAGCAGCUGAUCAUGAUCGGUAACGGGGUGAAGGACGACGAGCUGCAGAGCAUCCUCAACUAUCUGAUGACAAUGCACGAGGACGAGAACCUGCACGACGUGCUGCAGAUGCUGAUAUCGUUGAUGUCCGAGCACCCGAGCUCGAUGGUACCGGCGUUCGACGUGAAGCAUGGCGUCCGAACGAUCUUCAAGCUGAUGGCAGCCGAAAGUCAGCUGAUUCGUCUGCAAGCCCUCAAACUGCUGGGUUUCUUCCUCUCGCGGAGUACACACAAAUCAUCUCUCUUCGGCAGACGCAAGUACGACGUGAUGUCACCCCACAAUCUGUACACACUGCUAGCCGAACGACUGCUCCUGUACGAGGAAUCACUCUCGCUCCCCACUUACAACGUGCUGUACGAGAUCAUGACCGAACACAUCUCGCAGCAGAUUCUGUACGCGAAGCACCCCGAGCCCGAGAGUCACUACCGGCUGGAGAAUCCCAUGAUCCUCAAGGUGGUCGCCACGCUCAUCCGCCAGUCCAAACAGAGCGAGCAACUGCUCGAGGUGAAGAAGCUCUUCCUCUCGGACAUGACCCUGCUGUGUAACAACAAUCGCGAGAACCGUCGCACGGUGCUGCAGAUGAGCGUCUGGCAGGAGUGGUUGAUCGCGAUGGCGUACAUCCACCCGAAAAACUCCGAAGAGCAGAAGCUGUCCGACAUGGUGUACUCGCUGUUCCGGAUGCUGCUGCAUCACGCGAUCAAGUACGAGUACGGAGGCUGGCGGGUGUGGGUCGAUACGCUGGCGAUCGUCCACUCGAAGGUUUCGUACGAGGAGUUCAAGCUGCAGUUCGCCCAGAUGUACGAACACUACGAGAAGCACCGCACGGAUAACAUUACGGACCCGGCGCUGAGGCAGCAGCGUCCUAUCAGCACGAUCAGUGGUUGGGAGCGAGGUGCCGGUAGUGGAGCGGCAGGUGGUGGUGACCGUGGCGGAGGUGGCGGACGGGAGAAAGGCGAGGUAACGGCCAUCGAGGGUGCCAAACAGUGUGUUUGCGAGCCGGAGGAGGUCCAGUUUGCGGAAGGUAAGAUGGUGAGGAAGGAAGAGAUGACCAAUGGUCACGAUCUGGAAGAGGAGAAUGAAGAGGACGUGGAGGAGGAAGAAGAAGAUCUGGACGAGGAACAAGCUGAUGAAGAAAUGGAAGAGGAAGAAGAGGAGGAGGAAGAAAUGGAGUUGCCGCAGAGUGAGUUGAAGGAAGCUCUGGAGAUUGGCUCGCUGAAAGAUAGUCAAAAUGUUUCCGAGCAAGUGGUCGAACAUAUAGUGGAGGAGAUAAUCAGCAAGUCGGAGAGUUUACUGAGGGAGUCCGAAGAACUGGAGGAGGUCAGUGCGGAGCAGACGACUUCGUCGCCUGUGAUAAAGGAUGAAGAGAUAGAGCUGGCAGUGAAUGAAGUUGUGAAGGGGGUGCUUUCGCUGAAGACUUCCGCAACCGUGGUCAUUGGAAGUUCAGGUGAGGACGCGCUGAACAACAACAACAAUAACAGCGGCACCGAAAGUGUUAUGCAGAAGACUGAUAGUGUAGCAUCAAGUGCAAUAACUAGUGAUAGUAGUAACAAUUUGAACAACAAUAAUUUAAGUAGCAAUAGUGAGGAAGUCCCUUCGGAUGUUCAGAACACGGAUGAGCAGAUCAAAAUCAUGAUCUCCGGCAUUGUUGAUGAAUUGGUGAAGAACAGUUUACUCGAAGAUGAUACCUUGGAUGGUAAUGAGAAUCCCGUGCCUUUGGCAACGGAACAGAGUGAACUUGAGGCACAGGUCAAAGAAGUCGUUGAUUCCAUAAUUUCCGAUGCCGUAUUGAAGGCGGAGCAAAUCUCGACCCCGGAACCGGAUCAGCCAAAGCCGGAAGCUAUGAGCAUCGAGUCCAGUCCACAGAAAGUCGUUUCGAUCGAAACUGUUUCCGCGGAGAUAUCCAAGAUUGAAGAGACACCCGUUGAACACAAAGAAGAACUCAUUGAAGAGGAGCCUGUUGAAGAGGAAGAAGAGGAUGGUGAGGAGCUGGAGGAAGAUGAAGACGACGAAGAGGACAGAGAGAUUCCGGACACUCCAGUAACAAUAGCAUCGGUGAUUAAACACGAUUCCGUUGCACAGACUACCAGCGUUGCCACAGAUUCAAACGAUCAACAGCAAUCAACCCUCCCAGCAGUCGUCAAAAAGUCCGCAGUGAAUGCCUCGACCAGCACUGCUGCCGAUUCUCCUCCGGCCCACUACGAACCAGCCGCAGGAGGUCCUCCUACCAAGCAGCAGCGCUCGAAAUCGGCCUCAAGCCGACCAAUGUUUUCGCCAGGCCCGACGCGUCCUCCCUUCCGCAUUCCGGAGUUCAAGUGGUCCUACAUCCACCAGCGUCUCCUGUCGGACGUUUUGUUCUCGCUGGAAACCGACAUCCAGGUGUGGAGAUCCCACUCGACCAAGAGUGUGCUGGACUUUGUCAACUCUGCCGAGAACGCAAUCUUCGUUGUGAACACCGUCCAUCUGAUCUCGCAGCUUGCCGACAAUCUGAUCAUUGCCUGCGGAGGUCUGUUGCCAUUACUUGCAAGUGCCACAUCCCCGAACUCCGAACUGGAUGUACUGGAGCCAACCCAGGGAAUGCCUCUGGACGUGGCGGUCUCCUUCCUUCAGCGCCUGGUCAACAUGGCCGAUGUGCUGAUCUUCGCCAGUUCACUGAACUUCGGUGAACUCGAGGCCGAGAAGAACAUGUCCAGCGGAGGCAUUCUGCGUCAGUGUUUACGUCUGGUGUGCACCUGUGCGGUACGCAAUUGCCUCGAGUGCCGGGAGCGAACCCGCGGACUGUACAACGGAAUGUCCCUCAAAGAUAUUCCCGGCGGAGCCCAUCUGCAGGCGUUGAUCCGUGGUGCCCAAACCACAUCCAAGACAAUCAUCGAGUCACUCUCGGGACCGAUGAGUCCGGUGAAAGACCCCGAGAAGCUACUCCAGGAUAUGGAUAUCAAUCGGUUGCGGGCGGUCAUUUAUCGGGACGUGAAACGCAUGUUCCAGGAGGAAACCAAGCAGGCCCAGUUCCUCUCGCUGGCCAUCGUGUACUUCAUCUCGGUCCUGAUGGUUUCCAAGUAUCGGGACAUCCUGGAGCCACCGCCCGAGCUGCAGAUCCAUCGGAACUCGUCACCCGUGUUGCAGCGCAGCACCCCAACCCAAGAUUCGAGCAAUCGUCCACUGUUUCCGCAAUGGUCGCACCACGUCUACCCGCAGUUUUUACCGGGAUCCCAUCCGAGCCACCAGUCGUCGUCGUCUCUGGUGACCAACGCUGGCAGCGCCACCAUCGGUGGCCAGGGUCCCCAGCUCAUGAGUUCUCCCUCGCCUGCGGCACUUGGUUCCGUGCAGAACUCCGCCAACCUGCAAAUGGUACACCACGGCAGUAACAAUACGAUCACGUCCUCAUCCUCUCAAACCACUUCCUCGUCGUCCUCGUCCGGACUGAUGAACACUAACAAUAACAAUAACGGCGGCACUAACGGAAUGGGGGGACCAGCACUGAACGGACCCAUUGUCUCGAUGACCGCGUAUAACGGUAACGGUGCCACCAAUGGGUAUCCGACAGAUAUGGUUAACUUCUACACGGGAGUCCCAGCCCAUCACCAUCACCAGCAGCAGCAACAGGUUCAACACGCCCAGCAUAACCUAGCCAAUAAUAACAACGCCUUGACGGCGCUAAACCCCGGCCAAUAUGGUCAGAGUCACAUGCGAGGUCGAACGAGUACUCUGAACAAUGGCCUCGUUAGCCAUGCGACGACAAAACUAGGGAAAGGACUCAAUAACGGUGAUAACCAUAUCUAUCAUUGUAACGGUAUGACAGGCAAUCGCUCGCUCCAGGAUGGUGACUACGAGGUGAUUGUGGUGGACGAGAACAACUCCUCGGUGAUAGCGGACAACGAUUCGCACUCGAGCGGACCGCUCUCGAUCAAGACCACCGUCUCCCGGCGCGAGUCGUCCGUAUACGGAUCGCCGACUUCCCCCUGGCUUAAAAUCGGUGUCAGCAAUGGUAACAACAGUGACGACAUCACCACUAACACUAGAUAUCCGGCGUCUACUACCACUAUCACUACCACUAGCAUAAGUACGAUCCAAAAGCAGCCGCUGUCACCUGCCGCGGUGGUUGACAGCAGCGAAACACCGCCGCCCCUCUUGCAGCUACAGCAACGAAAGCAGACGAAGAGCGUGGACUCGGACGCAGCCUCGCUGAAUUUGAACUCGACCGAAAACGAUGCACCCGAGGUGGAAACUUCGAGCGAAAUCAUGGCGGACGACAACAAGCCAACCAACUCGAACGACGAGAGCUGGACCGACGUCAACCUGAACGACGAGGUUCCCGCGGAGCUCAACAAAAGCACCACGGCCACUGCCCUUCGAGGUGGGGUGAUCCCGGAAGGGCUAGCUGGCAACGCUGUGAUCGGUGGGCAGCUGUCUCCGGCGAUGACGACCGGUACCGAACAUCCGAACAAACUUGAAUCGGACAUUGCGGUGGUGAGGGUACCGGACAACUAUCAGGCCGCCAGCGCACGGGGUCGACCGGAGGAUUUGAACCUCAAGGCACCCUUCGUGGGUCAGAUUCCGAUGGCGAUCCCAUCGCGUGAGGCCAGUCUCACCCAGAAGCUGGAGAUAGCGCUGGGACCGGUUUGUCCACUACUUCGCGAGAUCAUGGUCGAUUUCGCCCCGUUUCUGUCCAAGACCUUGAUUGGAUCGCACGGUCAGGAGCUACUGAUGGAGGGUAAGGGUUUGACCACGUUCAAGAACAGUCACUCGGUGGUGGAACUGGUGAUGCUGCUGUGCUCCCAGGAGUGGCAAAAUAGCUUGCAGAAGCAUGCCGGGCUAGCGUUUAUUGAACUGAUCAACGAGGGACGAUUGCUGUCGCAUGCGAUGAAAGACCACAUCGUGAGGGUUGCCAACGAGGCGGAGUUCAUCUUGAACCGAAUGCGAGCGGAUGAUGUGUUGAAGCAUGCUGACUUUGAGUCACAGUGCGCACAGACACUUCUCGAGCGACGCGAAGAGGAGCGAAUGUGUGAUCACUUGAUCACAGCCGCGAGGCGAAGAGAUAACGUGAUCGCCAGCAGAUUACUGGAGAAGGUUCGGAACAUUAUGGGUAAUCGACACGGAGCGUGGGGUGAUACCAGUGGAUGUUAUCAGAAGCAAAUUUUCUGGAAGCUUGACGCUUGGGAAGAUGACGCACGACGGAGGAAACGGAUGGUGCAAAAUCCACGAGGAUCCAGCCAUCCGCAGGCCACACUGAAAGCCUCUCUUGAAAACGGAGGCAAUGAGGAUGCACGCGAAGCUGGACGGGACGAGAUUUACUCGCAGAUCGCUGUGCCCCGAUCUCAGCAGCCGGAUCUGCUCGACGACUCGGAACUGUUGAUCGAGGAUCGCGAGCUCGAUCUGGACUUGACCGGUCCGGUCAACAUUAGCACUAAGGCGAAACUGAUCGCACCUGGUCUGGUCGCCCCCGGCACGAUGUCAAUUACGUCUACAGAGAUGUAUUUCGAGGUGGACGAAGAGAACUCCGAAUUCCAAGCUAUCGACCAGGAGGUCCUGAAAUACUGUGAUCAUUUACACGGCAAGUGGUACUUCUCCGAGAUUCGUGCCAUCUUCUCCAGACGCUAUCUGCUGCAAAACGUAGCGCUGGAGAUUUUCCUAGCCAGCCGAACGUCCAUACUGUUCGCUUUCCCCGAUCAACACACGGUUAAGAAAGUGAUCAAAGCCUUGCCACGGGUUGGCGUUGGCAUUAAGUAUGGAAUCCCGCAGACGCGUCGCGCCUCGAUGAUGUCCCCAAGGCAGCUAAUGCGCAAUUCCAAUAUGACUCAAAAGUGGCAGAGACGUGAAAUUUCCAACUUUGAAUAUCUGAUGUUCCUGAACACGAUCGCGGGCAGGACGUACAAUGAUUUGAACCAAUAUCCGGUGUUUCCAUGGGUCCUGACCAACUACGAUUCCCGCGAGCUCGACCUCAGUCAACCUUCGAACUAUCGGGAUCUCUCGAAACCCAUUGGUGCAUUGAAUCCAUCGCGUCGAGAGUACUUCGAGGAACGCUACGAAAGCUGGGACACACCCGGCAUUCCUCCGUUCCAUUAUGGUACCCACUACUCGACAGCCGCAUUCGCACUGAACUGGCUGAUCCGAAUCGAACCGUUCACGACCAUGUUCCUAGCUCUGCAGGGUGGCAAGUUCGACCAUCCGGACCGUCUGUUUUCGUCGAUCACACUCUCCUGGAAGAACUGCCAACGUGACACAUCGGACGUCAAGGAAUUGAUUCCGGAGUGGUACUUCCUUCCGGAGAUGUUCUACAACUCGUCCGACUAUCGGUUGGGUCAGCGCGAGGAUGGUAACAACGUUGGGGAUGUUGAGCUACCUCCGUGGGCGAAAACUCCGGAGGAGUUCGUACGCAUCAAUCGGAUGGCCUUGGAGUCCGAAUUCGUAUCCUGUCAAUUACACCAGUGGAUCGAUCUGAUCUUCGGCUACAAACAACGUGGUCCGGAAGCGAUGCGUGCCACCAAUGUAUUCUACUACCUGACGUACGAGGGUAGCGUCGAUCUGGAAACAAUCACCGAUCCCGUCACGCGUGAAGCAAUCGAGAAUCAAAUCAAAAACUUUGGCCAAACGCCGAGCUUGCUGCUGAUGGAGCCCCAUCCACCGCGAAGCUCCGCCAUGCAUCUGUCACCUAUGAUGUUCAACACCAUGCCGGACGAUGUGUGUAUGUCGUUGAAGUUCCACCUGAACUCGCCGAUCAUUCACAUCUCGGCUAACACGUACCCACAGCUGCCACUGCCCUCGGUUGUAACCGUCACGGCUGGUCACCAAUUCGCGGUCAACCGCUGGAACUGCCAGUACACCGCCAGUAUUCAGAGCCCGAGCUAUGCCGAAACGUCCCAGAACGUCACCGCCAAUCUACCGCUCGCGAUGGAUCCGCUUCUUUCCCAAAUCAACGGUCACAACAACAGCCAGCACCAGAACCGGCGUCACCUCGGGGACAACUUCAGCCAGAAGCUGCGCAUCAAGUCGAACUGCUACGUCACCACGGUGGACAGCCGGUUCCUGAUCGCGUGUGGGUUCUGGGACAACAGCUUCCGGGUGUUCUCGACCGAGUCGGCCAAGAUCAUGCAGAUCAUCUUCGGCCACUUCGACGUGGUGACGUGUCUGUCCCGGUCGGAGUGCAACAUCACCUCGGAUUGUUACAUCGCGUCCGGGUCGGCCGAUUGCACCAUUCUGUUGUGGCACUGGAACGCCCGAACGCAGAGCAUCGUCGGGGAGGGAGAGAUUCCAACCCCUCGAGCAACCCUAACGGGUCACGAAACGCCGGUGACGUCGGUUGUGAUCAGCGCAGAGCUUGGUUUGGUGGUUUCCGGAUCGAUAAAUGGUCCAGUACUGGUGCACACAACCUUCGGUGAUUUGCUUCGGUCGCUUGAAGCGCCGAAGGACUUCGUAUCGCCGGAAAAUAUUACCCUCUCCCGGGAGGGGUUCAUCGUGGUCACUUACGAUGAAGGCAACGUCGCCGCGUACACAAUCAAUGGAAAACUGCUGAGGCAUGUGUCUCACAAUGAUAAUCUUCAGUGCAUGCUUCUGUCACGGGAUGGAGAAUAUCUGAUGACGGCCGGUAACAAGGGAGUUGUCGAAGUCUGGCGAACGUUCAACCUGGCUCCGCUGUAUGCGUUCCCCACCUGCAACAGUGGAAUUCGCUCUCUUGCGUUGACCCAUGAUCAGAAGUACUUGCUGGCCGGGUUGGCCACCGGUUCGAUCAUCGUGUUCCACAUCGACUUCAACCGCUGGCAUCACGAGUACCAGCAGCGCUACUGAAACCCGUCCCUCGAGUACGUCUCGAUGACGAGCGAGGGCGCUGCGUUGCUGGGGUAUCAUCAUCCGCGGCAACCCAGCGGUGAUCGCGGUGAUCACGGCGAUCCAUCCACGAGCGGAUCGCUCGUGGUGGCGUUUUAGUUGGCCACCACUAGUAAGUAGCUAGACAGAGUGAAGAAGGUGCGGUUGAGCAGGUGAUGCAAUGAUGUGAAGCCAAAUUCUCGUUGAAGAAGCGUGUGCGUGUGCGAAAAAAGAGAGAGAGCGAUUGUUACCUAUUAAAAGUAGAGCUAUUGAACCGCGAGCACAUAUUACUUAGACAAAACAGCUGCUACCUUUAAUAUACAUACUUAGAGAAAUUACGCUUUGGAUCGCGUAAAACAACAAUAGAGGGGACGCUUCGGUGGGUUGGGGAAUGCUUUAUGGCGCAAUUCGAGCUUGCUGAAAAGAAGAGAAGCGUAACAGAGAGACGCUAAAGGAACCUUAGUGUGGUAGCGACAAACAAAUGGAAACAAUGCCAAACUUAAUGUAUUCACAAGUGAAUUCCAGAGCGAGCGAGAGUGAGGGAAAACAAAAGUAAAAUAAAUAUUCUAAUUCGUUAGCUUCAGGCAAACUUUUAUCGCAUUUAUCGUAGGGAAGAAGCAAAUCGAAGAAAAUCCACCACCAUACUACUUUACUAGAGGAGAUUCCCUGGUUCCGCCAGAAGAAGAGAAAAAAAAGAAAAACCGUGUAUGCCAAAUGUUAAAUUUUAAUCAAUAACACAAACGAGACAAACCAAGAGAAAGUAAAGGUAAAAAUUUUAAGCUCACACACAUACAGUUUUUCCCCCGAGAUUUCAGCAGCUAAAACAACAACAGCAAACAAAAAGACGAAAAGUAACGAAUGUGAAUUAAUUAAUACUUCUGAGGUUAUCCGUCCGUAAAUAUUUAUAUUAACCUUAACGCAAAAUGAAUACAAGUAUUUUAGAAGAGAACAUCAAGCAACACUAAACCGCUGCACUUUUUACAUGCCACUCUUGGAACUAAAUCUUGCGUUGCUUUUAACUUUUAAGAAGCGGAAAAACAGACGCGGUAGCAGAGGACAGUGAAAAAAAAUAACUACUAGUAUACUUAUUAGAUGACAGAUAAACAUAAAACAUUCACGUGCCAAGCAUUUUUCCUUUGUCUAGAGUCCUCUACUUAGAGAAUAUAGAUUUAGAAAAGCAAGAAAAAAAAACUUACAUUACACACGGUACCAAAACGCAAAGAAGUAUGGUAAAGAACGCCACCAAUCCAAAUUUGGGUUAUGAAACUCCCCCGAUUUGACAGCACUUUUCCAUCGGACGGAAUAGGCGAAACAAACGUAGUAGGCGUUGAACAUGUCAUUUUCCGUCCAAUUCGUUUUGCUAUGUUUUUAGCCCCGAGACGCAAAGAAGACACACCGUUUUUUCAGUGUUCCCGUCAAUGUUCGCGUUCGCGCUCGCCGAGUUCCAGAAGGCUUGUUAACACAUUAAGGACCGGAAAGAAAUUGGCAAGACAUACAUCUGGGACCGCACGUUUUGACUUGUGUGAAGUUAGCGGAUAAAAGUUUUUGUUGCGUGCAAGUUUCUGUUCAACGUCUUGUUGGAUUUACACCCCUAUUCUGCAUUUCGAUCGAGUCGAAAUAUUUCGAACGACUUGAUAAAAUUCCAUUCUGUAUUUCGUUCGAGUUGUUUUUGCAUUUCGUUCGAUCUGUUUCUCUUCAAACAUUGAAUGGGCAAAACGUUCGAAAUAGGGAAUGCGAAAUUAAAACUCGAACGAAAUAACGGUUUCGAACGAAAUGUAAAUCCGUCGGAAUACAGAAUAGGGCUGUUAAUGAACAAUUAUUUCAGUUGAAAUAAAUUAAGUGUUUAUUAAGUAACAACCUUCAGAAUCAUGCUCAUUAGAUAGAGAAUUUAAUCAUUCAUCAUUCCACAUAAUUCUUUUUUUUUCUUGAUCGUGACAGAAAAAAGUUAUAGACUGAAACGUGAGCUUGGGUCAAUAUAGGGAAAAUAUACAGAAUUUUGAAAAACAAAAAAAAAAAUCGAAUAGAGUUAUCGAAGCUAUUCAAUAGAGAAAUAUGUUACCUAUCGUCCAGCCACAAUUUUAUUAAUCGAAAAAGGGUCUGAGAAAAGUUAUAGGCCAAGUUGUAUGGGAGAAAUCAAUUAAUUUAAAGAAAAUUUGAAAAAACCCAAAACACAUUCUCGAGAUAGUACUCAUUCGAUAUAGGAUACUUUUAUCUAUCAUUAGCAAAACAUCCAUUGGUCGGAAAAGGAUCUAAGAAAAGUUAUAGCCCAAAACUUAUAUAACUUGUAUGGGAGAAAUUAAUUAAUUUAAAGAAAGUUGUUAAUUAACGAGUGGACUGUAAUUUUUCACGCUUAACAACCAUGCAAACGAAGACACACUCGUAUCCCUUAACAGGGGCUAGCCUUCUUCCAGUCUUUUCGCACCUUGCAAUUGGAAGAUCCCCCAUAAACUGACCAGCACACGGAGGGUUGAGUCUAAAGCAUCACACGCAAUUUUUUGUUACCUUGCGAACAAUAGAACGGGUUCCUAAAAUCCCGAAUUGUCGACGAAUCCGCCAGCAAAGCAGAUGGUCCAAUGUGAAGGUUCUCACGGUGUACUGUCUCAAUCAAGCGUUGAACGAUUCCAUCCUUAUUUGGCAAGAUCCACGUAUGCUUAACUCCAUAAGGCAGACUUGAAUGUCGCAGCCGUCCGCCGACGCGAAUCAUACUAUCGUCCAAUAAUGGCACUGGGAAACCGUUCAGAGAUUCUCCAAAUGGCCACCUUCUCCAUCGCAUUCCUGCAAAAACGCAAGACGUAUGCCAGAGCUCGUUGCAGCUUUCUAAAAGACUCGAACUUGUGGAACACCGGGUAGAAGCUCUGGAACCAUUGUCUGAUAUUCCAUUGAUAAACAAUGGGCUGUUCCACCAAAGAUCAUUAUUCUUAAGAACGUCAGAAGUUUGGCCACGCUACACUGGACCGGCUGGAUUUUCCAGCGUAUUCACAUACCUCCACUUAAAUUGUGUACUGUUAGAGUUUGUCUCACUAACCCGGUUUCGUACAAACACUUCUAAACGUUCCGGGUUUUUCCUCAGCCAAGCUAGCACCACUGGAUUGUCCGACCACAAAGAUAUAUAUCUCGAAAGGACAGCUUUAUUGCAGCCAACAGUCUCUUCACCAAUCUGUGUAACAAAAGCGCUGCUAAAAGCUCCUUUCUUGGAAUGGUCAACACUGUUUUCGGGACGAUCUUCGAUUUGGCACAUAACAACUUCACUACAGCAGCUAUAUCAGGUAUUAUUGACCUGACGUACACACAGGCACCGUAGGCCUCCAAAGUUGCAUCAGCAGCUCCAGUAAUCACAACACGACGAGGAAUUUGGAGAUUGCUAACACCACUUAAAGCACUUGAGAAUUCAUCACACUUCUCCUUCAAAUGACCCGUGAGCUCUUCGUCCCAUCCCAAUUCUUCCUUCCAUAUGGCUUUUAUCAGAAGUAAUAAGAAUUACCGGCGCCAUAAGACCCAAGGGUCGGACAUUCUCGACACGAGCGACAGCACUUGCCGCUUAGUUACACUGUUUUCACACACCGUUGAGACGGAAACGAACUGCAUAACAUCCAGAGCGAUGUUCCACAUUAAUCAGAAUGUUUUAAUCACCUCAUUUAAACCAGUUUCGUCAAUGCUGACAAGUUCAUCCUGAUCGCCUUCCGGAAUCCGUUUCAGCAACUCAGGAUGAUCAGAAGCCCAUUUAUGCAGAUGAAAUCCACCUGCCUUGAGUAAACUUACGCAACUCGUUGUAGUCCGGGAGUUCACCGUGCUUGAUGAUAGACUCCCACGUGUGAUGCACAUCAUUGUGUAAUGCAGCGGCCAAUAGAUGUAUCACGAAAUCCUCUCCUACUUCAUUAAAGUAUCGCUCCAGGAACUUAAGACCAUCCACAUGCUUACUGCCUUCAUCAACCAGCGGAGUCUACAUGGCUCUUUUUCGUCAUGCGCUUAAGAUUCAGCAGAUCGUGAAUGUGUGAAUCGAUAGCGUGACGCUUAUUUUCGAACCUCUCUUCCAAGACCUUCCGCGCGUGGGCAUGAUUGCCUUCGUUGAUUGUCUUACCAUCGAUUAAACCCGCUGCCUUACCGACCAGAGACUUGUCUAAAUGGUAUAACUUAACCGCUGGCGGAUCUGGACCCUUAUCCACAAGAUCCUUGAACAUGGCCUAGAGCUUUGGCCAGCUCUCAUAAUGGCCGACAAAUGUGGGAAUUGGUAUGCGAAGCGGUUGAUGGAUUAUGACCGGCGACUAACCGGGUUGAUGACCAUUUUUCGGGUUCAUGGCCGCAGCGGCUGCCGGUAUAACUGCAGUGUUCCUGGUAAGCUGAUCCUCAAACAAAAUAGCAACAGAAUCGUGUAGGAUAUCGAACUCCUCGUAUUGCUGUUCGUGUUGUUCGUAGUCAUUGACCGAAACCUCAUUAAAUUAUGAAUGUUGUGGGCAUCGUUAAAAUCUCUCCGUGCUGCCUCCAACUUCUUCAGAUAAACCUUAAUUUCAGCUUCCGUCAGCUGGACUACUUUCUCUUCAUUUGGGCGAAUUAUAUUUAAAAUACAAGUCACCUUACCUUUAGCCACAACGGCAAAGAACUCUUUGCAUGUUCUCUAUUGAGACCAACUUUUCCGUUAACUUUAGCUGCUUCUUUUCCUUCUUACUUGAGGGAGUGGAGGAAUUUUUGAUUAGACUGCCCAAGUGCAGAACUAGUUAUAGAUGUUCUGGUUUGCUGCUGCUUCGAAACACUAUUUUCCGACAUGCUACACUAUGCUCGGUGGUGGUUGGGAACACAGCCAAGUCUAUGCUCACGCAACGAUUCUGUUAACGGACACAGUGGAAUAACCGGAACACCAGCUUUGUGAUGAUCAACUUCACUUAAUAGAGCUUCCAAUCAACUUUACUUAAUUGAGCACUUAAUUGCUCGAAUAGACAAUUUUGUUCAAUUUUGAGUCACUUCUCAAAAUGGCGACAGCAAACCAUGAAUUCAACUUCACAAAAAAUGUGACGUCGCUCUAGCACUUAAUUUUAAUGGCGGUUAUAAAUGCGUAUACCUUUACCUUUACAAAUUUCCGACAAUUUCGGAAUUCGAAACCAUUUCUUCACUUCUGAUCCGGAACAGUCAGAGAGUCAUUCCACUGCACUCAAUCCGGCUCGAAGGACCAAAGUAUGUUCCUUAACAAACGAGUGGACUGUAAUUUUUGACGCUUAACAUUUGUCCUUCCAGGGUUGCCAAUAAUAAUUUUCAAAAAACUGGAAGAUCGCUCUUUAAAAAACUGGAAGAAAACUGGAUCCUGUAAAACCGUUUUAUUUUAAAAAGAUUGCCUUUAAAAUGAUGUUUACCCAUUCCCACGAUUGGGAAAUAAAAUCUACUUUGAAGCUUCGUGUCGUAUUCAUUCAUUCAUAUUCAUAUAAGUCGAGGAGAUCAAAAUGAUGUUAUCCACUACUCGAACAUUACUGUAAAACAAUAUUUGAGGAUCUUUCUAUCUAGAAAAUACGGUUUCAUUUGGGUAAAACUUGAAAAAUCUCGUAUUUUUUGCUUCAUGUCCAUCAUGUCCUUCAUGACAUGUCAUGUCCAGAUUAAUUAGGGUGCAUAGGGACACGGAAUUUAACUCCAAUGUUCUGUUCUUUUUCUACUAACGCGAAUUUUGAUUUUUUGAUAGUGUUCUGUUUGACCAUAUUCGUUGCUAUCUUUUUCUCACUUACGGAGAACGUAGGAUAAGAAAAAUAAAUCUUCGGUUCGACGUUCUUGCGUUGUUUUGUUUCGGCUCCCAUUUGUUAGCAUUUGAAUACGGACAUGGAAAAUUGCAACGAAUAGGAACUCAAACAAAACACGCAAAACUGUCAUACAGACGUCUCCGUGCACUAAUUUAUGCAGUGAUCUAUGUAUCAAAAUUUUUCCUCGAGUCCCAUAAUAUUAUUUCCAUACUAAAAAGAGCACAUUCAAUACCAAAGCAACGCUGCUCAAGUAUUACUAUGGUAUUGAAAUUAUAAAAUAUUGGAAUUGAAAAGCUAUUUCUCUCUAAUUUUGAUAUUAUUCUUUAGUAUUUUACUUUUAUAUCAGACUUGUCCAAACUAAAUUUGGGUAUCAAGAUCAAAACGAGGUAUCUUUAGGUAUUUCCUCCUGGUCGAGAAUAUACUUUUGGAAAAAUAUCCACAGUAUACACACUUGCUAAAUGUGCUUAUGUAUUUUAUGCAAAUUCUGCAUUUUUUUCUUCUUCGAAAUAUGAAUCAAAUAGGAGAGUUUAGAUCAUGCGUAAUAUUAAUGCUAUUUAGAACUAAAAAUCCUUUGAGAGACCAUUAAACACUAAUAUCUCAUUGAUGUAAACGAGGACAAGAUUACUUGGGUUUUAUGUUCAAAUCAAUCAAAGUCAAUGGAACUCAUUGACACUAAGGUCUUCUGAAAUUUAAAAUGAUUUGGAGGGCCUAUAACAUUUGAUGAUUAUAUAAACUCAAAGCCAGCAUAGCACACGGGCUCUAUGAACCUAUUUGGGCAAGACUAUGAACUUUGCUAGUUGAAAUGGUAGUUCAAUUAGUCUCAACUAGGAGGACCUAGAAAUUCGGAAGUGUAAGCAAGUAAAAAAUAACACUGAGUUGAGUGUGAAAUAAAAGAAAGAUCAAUCCAAGGUAAACACAAAUUGGAUCGGACGAACGAUAAAUGUAAAAAAAAACUAAAUUAGGAAGCGUGAGUGAGGGAUAUUGUUUAUGCAUUUUAAACUUAUUUUACAUAAAAUGGGUAAAACUGAAGCUGAAACAUAUAAAAAACUGGAAGUUAAGACCGGAGGGGUCAAUUCGGGUUUUUUAAAAAACUCAAGUGUUUCCUUUGACGGUCGAAACAGAAGUGAAGUUCUUUAUUCUGUCUUAAUUCUAGGUUUACAUAAAUUGCUUAUGCUAGCAUCGACUCGUAGUUGUUGAAAUGUAGUUUUGCUGAAGUUGGGGAUCCCUACGAUGUAGAAUAUUAUUUCUCCGUUAGUGACGACUGAUGCGGUUGCAAACUGCAAGGCUUCAUCUAUUAGGUGUUGGUGAACUCCUUGUAUUUCCAGCUUGGUUGUGAUUUCUUCAGUUUCUUCUGGGGUUAACAAUUUGUUAUUUACAAUAUUCAAUUUUGAAAAUAUAAUUGCAUUCCUAAUGGCUUCGAUUUCAUCAUUUAUUAGAUCUAAAUUGAACAUAAUUUUUAGUGAAUCUAAUUCUUUGUUUAUUUCAUUGAAGUUUUGAGAAUCUAGGGAAGUUAUGUCAUUCAAAUAGUUGGUCAGAUUUGCAAUGCUUAUCUGUAUUUUUUCAUUGAUUUCUAUUUGGUCAUUAUUAUUGUCAACAAGUUGAUUUAUUGAAAUAUUUAUUGCUCUAAGAUCGUCUGAAUCAGGGGAUCCAGCCAUCCAUUUCCAUGCUCUGCCUAAAGCAUCCCAUCUUCUGACUCUAUUGGUUUUUAAAGGUUUAACCUGCGCUAAGUUAUUUUUUAAGGUUUCAAUUCUGUGUACUAAAGUAGGGUUUGGAUUAUUUUUUUCAUUAACAACUUGUUCCAAACGCGACACAGUUUUCUGUAUAAAGGUAACAUUUAUGGUAUGUAUAAUUUUUGUGUGUCCUUCUAAUAUUCUUCCGUCUCUUAAUUUUACAACUGCUAUAGGGUUUUUAUCGAGGUUGUGGAUCUGGAGGGAUGCAAGGACACGUGGUAUGCUGGAAUGAAAAGAAUAGGUGCGAUUUUUAAAGGAAUGAUUAGGGAUUCACCGGAUAUGCUUUAUUUGGAAUGUUUGUAUUCUUUAUAUUUGAUUUGUGUAUGUUUUGAUUUUUUUCAUUUCUCACAGUUACUCUUUGAUUUGAUUGAACAUGAUGUCUUUUGAAGAGUGGUUUAUGUUUACUUUUAAAAACCUUAUCUUUUACAAAAAUUUCCUGUCCUAUUUCCAACUCUGGUGGAUGUUGUCUAUUUUUAUUAUGUGUUUCUAGAUGUUUUUCUUGUUUUUCUUUUAAUUGGACAAUGACUUCAUCAUACCGUUUGUUUCUUAUUUCAUCUAGCUCUUCGAUCGAGACGGGUUUAUUUGUUAUGCCAAAAAGUAUUUCUUUGGGUGUUUUUCCGGUGGUGGAGUGGAUUGUUUCAUUGUAUUUGUUCACGGAAAUCGUCAUCAAUCUACUGCAAGGGUAUGUGGGGUUUAAGGAUUUUUGAAUACGAUAUAAUUCAGUAAUUGUUGAAUGGAACCGUUCGACUUGUCCAUUAACUUCGGAUUUAUUGCUGGGUGUCACAUAAGCUCGAAUAUUGAGAUCUAACAUUAUGCCUCUGAUUUCCGGCGAUAAAAACGCUUUCUCAUUGUCUGUUAUUACAGAAGAAGGAAUAAUAUUAGAUGUUAUAGUUUCUUCGAAUGCUCGGCGAAUGUGAACGACAUGGCGUGAUUUAAUAGGUAUCAUUCUACCAAAUUUGGAAAAUUUGUCAAUGCUAGACAAAAAGUAAUUAUUGUCAAUCUGAUAAAUAUCUAUGUGAAUGAUAUCGUAUGGGUGGCUUGGAAUAGGAGUUUCCUGGAUAUGGAUUUUUAGGGGGUGUCUGUCGUAUUUUGUCACGUUACAAGUAUCACAAGUCCGUAUGAAUUUUUUUACCUUGGCAGAGAGCUGUGGAAAAUAGUAUUCACGCAGAAUUUGUUUCUUGUUUUCAUCGAUACCUCGAUGGGCUCUUUCGUGGAUUUUUUCAAUUAUUCUGUUCGUCUGUCUCGAUUACGUCAGUUAGCAUGUUUUGAGUGAAUCGAAUUUUUAACAGAUUUGCUCUACUAAAGUAUUUCUUGUAUACUUCUUGAAGUUGUCCGAGAAUAUUUUCAGAUGUGUAUAAUCCAAUAAGUUUACUGGGGGUGAAGAACUCUUUCAUAAUAGCAGUCAAAGUCUGUUCUGUGAAUUGAGUUCGUUUUAUCAAAAUUCUUUUGUAACCUGGAAAGGGUGUUAUCACUGUCGUUUCAGGAUUUGUAUUGGUUUGUUCAAUGAUAAUUUGAUGUCGGAAUGCAUUAAGUGGAGCUUCGGUUGAGAUUAUAUAGUUACUGUCGUCGUCCUCCGCCGAAUGUUGCGUUGGAGUGAGAGAAUUUAUUUGAAUUCGACUUAGGGCAUCUGCAACUACAUUUGUCCGUCCGGGUUUGUAUAUGAUCUGGUAGUCGUGUUCUUCCAAAAACGACUUCCAACGUUUGAAUUUAGCGUUUGUAUUUUUUGAUGAUAAAGAGAAAGUAAUUGGUUGAUGAUCUGUAAUGACUAUGAACUUUUGACCGUAUAUAUAGUUUCUGAAGACUUUCAGAGCCCAGUAGAUGGCGAGCAUUUCUUUUUCCGUGGCUGAAAAGUUUUCCUCAGAUUUGUUUAGAGUCCUAGAAGCAAAGUGAAUCGGUUUAUCUUUUCCUAUUUCGCCUUGGCUGAGAACUGCUCCGAUAGCGUAAUUGGAAGCAUCUGUUGUAAUUAAAAAUGGUUUGUUAAAAUUUGGAUAUGUUAAGAUGUCACUGGAAGUUAAUAUAGUUUUUAGUUUUUCGAAAGCUCCUUUCUCUGUAUCUUCAAAGUUAACUUUUUUAUUUGAUGAUGGGUCUCUCUCCCCUCUGAAGAGAUUUGUAAGAGGUUUGGCUAUUUUAGCGAAAUCUUUUACAAAUCUUCUGUAAUAGCCAAUUAGUCCUAGAAAUCCUCUUAAUUCCUUAAUCGUUUUUGGUUUAGGCCAUUUUUCUAUUGCUUCGAUUUUCUUAGGGUUCGGUUUUAUUCCUUUUUCAGUGAUUACGUAUCCCAGAAAUUCAACUGAUUUUUUCAAAAAUUCCGAUUUGUCGGGUUGUACUUUCAAAUUUGCUUCUUGUAAUAUUUCCAAGAUAAUUUUUAAAUUCAUUGUAGCUUCUUCCAAUGUUUUUCCAAAGACAACAACAUCAUCCAUGUACACAUAGCAUAUUUUGCCGAUGUGUUCACGUAAUACGUCGUCCAUUGCUCUUUGAAAAAUCGCUGGAGCGUUUUUUAACCCAAAUGGCAUACGAACAAAUUCGUAUUUGCCAUGGUUUACUGAGAAUGCUGUUUUUUCGAUAUCUCUGGGGUUCAUCUUUAUUUGAUGGAACCCAGAGGCUAGGUCCAAAGUAGUGAAAUAGCGGUUUCCACCAAGUUGAUCGAGUAUAUUCGAGAUUUCGGGCAUCGGAUAUUUAUCUGAUAUUGUCUACUGGUUUAGUUUUCUGUAGUCUAUGACGGGUCUAAAUUUCGAUUUGCCUGAUGCAUCCAUCUUUUUUGGAACAAUCCAAACUGGUGCAUUCCAAGGGGAUCUGGAUGGUCUAAUAAUCCCUUCAUUUAAUAGUUUAGAAAUUUGUGCACUGACUUCUUCCUUAUAUGCGACGGGAUAAGGGUAUGAUUUUUGGUAAAUUGGAAUAUCGUCUUCCGUACGUAUAUAGCAUUCUACGUUCGUUGUACACGAUAACCGAUUAUCUGGAUUGUGGAAAACUUGUUUUAUUGAAUUCACAAUAGGAAGGAGUGCAUUUUUCUCAUCUUCAGACAAAUGUGAGGUUCUAAUGUUGGAGGUAAGAUUGACAUGAUUUAUUUUUCGUGCGUUAGGGGUAGGAAAAUAGAAAUGUAAGGGAACGUUGAAAAUUAUGUCGUUACCGAAAACUUGAAGGAUUGAUGAAUUAGAUAUGAGAUUGAAAUUCUUUCCAAAUAUGAAUUCGGUUCCUAUCAAACCAUCAAAGAAUGUGUGAAAAUCGAAUAUUAAAAAUUCUGAGGACUCAUUUCUUAUGGGUUCAAAUAAUGAAAGAUGUACCAUUUCGGAAAUAACACCUUUACCGGUUACUCCCUUAACAGGUUCAUCAGGAAUUUUAAAUAUAGGUUUACCAGAGUGGUAUGCCCACCUUUUUGAAAUCAGGUUUACAUUUGCGCCACAGUCAAUGAGAAGUUUUAUUUCUCCUUUUGUCGUGGGAAUUUUUAUGUAAGGAAGAGGUGAGAUUUUAGUUUUCAAUCGAACCAUUUGCUCACCCAUUCCUGAUCGUUCUCUAAAAAAUUAACAUUGUUAUCUUUUUCGUCUUCUGGAUGCUCUAAUAGUUCUUGUUGUUCUAGUAUAACAGAUUCUUCGGUGUAAAGAUCGGGAUCUUCAAAUUCAGUGCAUUCUUCAUUUGGAAUGUCCUCGAGUUGAUGUGCAACUCGUUUUGUUGGUGGGUUAUUGGCUUGCAUGGAAUCUGAUGAUUGUCUAGCAAUUUUAAAAUUUGGUCUAUUUCCGUAAUUUAUCAUACGGGAUUGAAGCGAUCUGUCUACAUCCAUUGGUUCGGGUUUGGGUUGUUGUUGGAAAAAUGUUCUAUUGGGAGCAAACACAUUAGGCUGUGCUCGGAAAGGAAUUUGCUGUUGGUUUUGAAAUUGAUAUGGCUGUUUAUUCUGAAUGUGAGUUUGGAAAGGAUAUGGGUUUCUAAAAUUCGCUGGAGGAUGUUGAAAGUUGUUCCUGGGAGGAGGGAGCGGCACAUGUCUAGUUGUGGGAAUUGGUUUUGGUGGUGCUACUGGAAUAUUUCCUCGAGGCGCUGGCACUGGGGUCAAAGGGUACGAUUUGAAGGGUGCAUUACGAGCGUUUAAAUUUAAAAACUCCACGCAGUAGUGGUACGCCGAUGCAAGAGAUUGGGGUUUGUAAUUUUUGCAGAAUAAAGAUAAUGGUUCCCCUAGACCUCGAAUAAACGUAUCUAGGGCCAUCAUGUUAUAUAACUUGAUUAGAGCAACUUCAUGCCCUUUCCAUGCCUCAUCAGUAGAGAUGGCUGAACUUAUAAGCGUAAUCAUUUCACGCACUCUACUGUAAUAAGUUUCUAUAGAUUCGUGUUGUUUUCUAAUCAUCGCUUUUAAUUGAUUAUCGAGUGUCAUGAGAUCACGUUUGUCAGCAUAAUACAAACGUAAGACCUCUUUGAUUUCAUUCCAGUCAUUUGGUGUGUUGUUUGAAACCAAAAUGUCAUUUGCCUCGUUUUUGAUUUUUCGUCUCACGGUUUUUAGAAUCAGGUGGUAUUCAUAGCUAUUUCGAAAGUCACUAAAAAGUUCAAGGCAAUCUUCUACGUCGAGAAUCCAGGUGGAUAAUUCUCGCGCAUUUCCAUUGAAAUCUGGCAAGUUAUUUACUAUGUUGGGAAUUUUUCCUCUGUCCAAGAAGCUAACAGAGGUGUCAAUAGAAUAUCUCUGCGUUGCCUGAGGCUGUUCGGGAGCAGAAGGUGCGUUCCCUAAAAAUAGGCGUGCAGGAUGUAUGAUUGGGUUUUGAUUUUCCAUUUUAUAUUUAAAAAAAAAAAAUAAUAAAUAAAAAAAAAUUAUAAAUACUUCACUUUCACUUUUACUCCUUAACUUAGUUUCUUUCAGGUGAAUACUCACAAUAGCAGAAGCAGGGUUUGCAUUUUCCUGUCGGUGGCAGCGAUGCAACUUCUUUGGCCACAAUGCGGGUAGCGGGUUGUCCUUCCUAGUGCGCCUAGUCGCCGUGUCCCACAGCCUCAAGUCGACUGGUUUAACAGUGAGUAGAGUUGAAUCCGGACUCUGGGUUCCUUAUCGGUGGCUCAAGACGGCUUCGUGAUUAAACACUUAUACAAUUACUAGAAAAAGGUCCCUAUUCGGGCGCCAGUUAAGACCGGAGGGGUCAAUUCGGGUUUUUUAAAAAACUCAAGUGUUUCCUUUGACGGUCGAAACAGAAGUGAAGUUCUUUAUUCUGUCUUAAUUCUAGGUUUACAUAAAUUGCUUAUGCUAGCAUUCGCGCGCCUAUCGCGGGUCUGAUUCCUUGAAAUAUAAACAAAACAAUCUUGCGCUGUUGACGGGCUGGUUUCCUGGAAAUCGAACGCUGUGUUUAGAUAUCGUUAUACCGCAUGAUUCGUUUGGUGUGGCAAAUGAUGAUUCGGAUGUUAACUUGGAUAAUAUUUGAAAAAACUGGAAGAUUUUAGGGUUUAACUGUUUGACUGGAUCGAGUGAAAAAAAACUGGAAGAAUCCAGUUCAAACUGGAACAUUUGCAACGCUGUUUCCUCCUCGCCUCGUGCGGCUGCAGUUUCUUGCUGUCAUGAUGGUACUGCGUGCAGCGAUGUGUUAAUAAAUUCAGCUGGUUGCAUUUGUUGAUGCACUGAGAGAAAUUUAUUCGAGGCGAACGGCUCGAACAGGUUUUGCUGUCUUUGAAAAAACUCUGAAAUCUAUUUUCUCAUUUCUUCCCGAUAAUUUGUUCUACUACAUCGAGAUACAAAUUUCUCUGUAAAACAUUCCGUCUAAAUACAUCAAGCUUCAAAGUGAUUUAUAUCCCAUCUUCAUGCGUUGAUAUUUCACGAUUUCAAAGCAUUUCAGAAAUCGCCUAAAAAUUUCGACUUCGCACUCUUCGCACUUCAAUUUUCUUCUCGAGUGUAAAAAAAUUGUAUUUCAAUUUUCGUUAAAUUUAUUAAUUUCCCUCCUACAACUUUGUAUGCAUUUUGGCCCAUAACUUUUCUUAGACUCUUUUCCGGUCAACGAAAAUUUGGCUGAAGAUGGACGAAAAUAUUCUCUAUCCAAUGAGUAUUAUCUCAAAAAUGUGUUUUGGGUCCUUUCAAAUAACUUUUUAUUUCAAUUUUCUUUAAAAUAAUAAAUUUCACGCAUGCCACUUGGCCUAUAACUUUUCUCAGACCCUUUUUCGAUUAAUAAAAUUGUGUCUAGAAGAUAGGUAAAAUAUUUCUCUAUCAAAUAACUUCGAUAACUCUAUUCGAACAACUUUUUUUUUUAUUUUCAAAAUUCACGUUUCAGUCUAUAACAUUUCCUGUCACGAUCAAGUAAAAAAAAUCUCAUCCAUCCGUCAUGAAAUGACUGAGCAAUAAGCGUUUGAAAUUGGACAUUUUUCACGAUGCGAUCGAUAUUCGUUUUUCAAUUUGUACCCCAAUAUGUUUCCGAAAGACGUAAUCCUACGUCAAAAAAGAAUUAUGUGGAAAGAAGAAUGAUUCAAUUCUCUAUUUAAUGAGCAUGAUUUGAUAAAUUGAUAAACAAUCAGUUGAAUUCAACUGAAAUAAUUCAUUGUUCAUUAAAUCUAGCAAGACGUUGAACAGAAACUUGCACGCAAUAAAUACUUUUGUCCGCUACAUUCACACAAGUCCGUAAAGAAGGAACGCAAAAACGAGAAAACCCGUGAACGGUCCGUAAAAUGUUAACAAAAAAAAACUACAUGCUCAAAGUGCUCAGUUUAUUACUCAACGGAAAUGCAACGUGUGCAAUUUUUCCAUUUUCGGAGCAAAACGCAAGAAAAACUUACGACAGAGACAGCAGAUAGUUCAGAAAGAGAGACAGCAAUCGGACGCGUUGAAAUUGGAGCUCAGGUUGGAAUCCUGGCUAAAUUAAAAUGCUGUGAGCUAAUAUUCAUGCUGGCAAAGCUUUCCCCGUUUAUUGUGUACUUAAAGGGCACGGAACUAGUCCUUCCCAAAAAUACAGAUUUCGUCCGUCAUUUCGCUCAGUACAUUCCUGCCUAAGAACAGCUAUACUUAACCUAAAAGACUUCGAGUUCGUUCUGUUCAACACGAAAGGCAAACCCUAGACUGAAGAGUGGUUAUUUCUUUGAGAAGACAGUAAAAGUACUUAAUAGUUUUUACGUUCGCAUUUCAUUAAUCCUUAGGUUGUGGUGUUGGUGUACAUUUAGUGGAGCAAAAUUAGAUUAAUCCGAGGAAACACAUUAGGGCAUUUUGCUGUGGAAAUUAGCUAGUUUAUGAAUGAAGAAGACAAGAGGCAAACAAUGAGUAGGGAAUGCUUGUUUUGAAUUGUGUUUUGUGUACUUUGCACUAUGCACAUAUACACGCUACUAAUAUGAGAAUAAUAAUGCACUUUAGGUAAGUAAAGAUAGAAACAAACAAACAAAAAACAAAAAGCGCAUCGCCCACAAAAAAAAGAAAGCAAAAACGUAGUUCAUAUUUCAAGAAAUUUAAAGACAAAAACCUAGCAAAGAGUAGACUAUUUGUCCCUCAACGUUAAACUGCUUCAUUUUUGCUGACUAACAGAAGUACGUCGGCUGCAAUUUUAAGUCAAACGAUUCCGACGAGGUAUCCAAGAGAAAACUUUAAGCCAGCUUAUGAGAAGGAGAAAGAAAUAUUACGCGUAAAUCAAAGACAAAACCAAUAUAAUAGAUAAGCAAACAACAGGAUAGUGAACCAGCGAUGUUCUCAAAUUACUUUCUAAAAUUAAAGCUAUUCAAAAUUCAAGCAAAACAAAAGGGAAGCCCUGUUGAAACUUGUUUCAACAGCCGCCAAACGUUGUAGUCAUAUUCACACACACACAUAAACUUCAAACAAGCAUACACUCCCACGCAUACACACACACACGCGCGUACACAAUUAAUAAGCUAGAAACAUAAAAUAAAAUAUAUUUUGUGAAAUAUUAUUGCUACCUUACUUUAAUGGAAGAUGGAUAAAAACGAGACACCCGCAUUUGCAACAAAAGAAAAGCAGAUUAGGCAAAUGCAGAUUAAUUAUUGCCGAAUAAAGUAAUUAUUAAACAAUCUAAUAAUGAGAAAUCGAGAGUAAAGAAAAUAGAAGUACUUAAGGGGAAACACGGCGGCAGUGGUGAAAGAUUACAUUAUUAUCUUCUAGAUUUAUCGAUGAAAUGAUGUAUUGGUCAAAAGAAAGAGAGGAAAACCCACAGCUAAAGUGAAAAUAGAAUUGUAAAAAAUACCCUCUAAACAAACAAACACACACACACACACUGAAAAGAAAAAAAUCAAAGAAGCAUUGUUACUAAGCCCAAUUUAUUGUACAAUAAAUUAAAUAAAAUUAA